GAGCAACUAAUAAUUCGAUACUAUUAUUCCUUUCUUUUUUUAAUUCAUUAUUCGAUACAACUUUUGUCCAACGAAUCCUAUUAUAUCGACGUGGUGCCGAUGCAGUUGAUCACGACCACGGCUUGAACACAGAGCAUGUCCAACACUCUUACGGUUCGGCCCGCGCUAAAGAAUGGCCUUAGCAAUGAUCCCUCUUCGGCUCCUACCCCAGUUCUGGGACACUCUGUAUGUAUACCGCAGUUCACCAGAGUCCAUAACUGCGACGCGCAGGUUGGAAGAUGGUGGGGGAACGCAGCGAGCUCUCCGUCAAUCGCUUUCCACUUCGUUUGGGAGUAUCGCCAAUCAGGGCGAAGAUGCGCACUGGAGAUGCGCGAAGAACGAAAACUGGUCUUUUCGCAGUUAUGGACUCUGGUGAACUGCGGUAUAGAUGGCUUAUAAUUACAUAUGUAGGUAUUUACAUGUA
Messenger RNA from Osmia lignaria (orchard mason bee), 463 nucleotides. The record is from RefSeq and is a predicted model, not a curated record. Lineage: Eukaryota; Metazoa; Arthropoda; Insecta; Hymenoptera; Megachilidae.